Molecule: messenger RNA, 1458 nt
Organism: Acomys russatus (golden spiny mouse)
Lineage: Eukaryota; Metazoa; Chordata; Mammalia; Rodentia; Muridae
Gene: Srsf6
Product: serine and arginine rich splicing factor 6
Biological process (GO): alternative mRNA splicing, via spliceosome; mRNA splice site recognition
Cellular component (GO): nucleus; cytoplasm; ribonucleoprotein complex
Molecular function (GO): mRNA binding
Source: RefSeq, a predicted model, not a curated record
GCGCGCGCGCGCGCACCAUUGUGUGGCUGACUCGGCCGCAGCUGCGGUGUGAGGCGCGUGUUCGGGCCUUCGCCGUCCCCGCACCCGCACCGCAGCCCUGCCCCCCCGGUAGCCCGCCGCACCUCCGCUAGCCUCCGGGAGACCACCCGCCACGGCCAUGCCGCGCGUCUACAUAGGGCGCCUGAGCUACAACGUCCGCGAGAAGGACAUCCAGCGCUUUUUCAGCGGCUACGGCCGCCUCCUCGAAAUCGACCUCAAAAAUGGGUAUGGUUUCAUGGAGUUCGAGGACUCCCGUGACGGGGACGAGGCCGUUUAUGAGCUGAACAGCAAGGAGCUGUGCGGCGAGCGCGUGAUCGUAGAGCACGCCCGGGGCCCGCGGCGCGACCGCGAUGGCUACAGCUACGGAAGCCGCAGUGGUGGAGGUGGAUCCAGCAGUCGGAGAACUUCUGGCAGAGACAAAUACGGACCACCUGUUCGUACAGAAUACAGGCUUAUUGUAGAAAAUCUGUCUAGUCGUUGCAGUUGGCAAGACUUAAAGGAUUUCAUGCGGCAAGCAGGAGAGGUGACUUACGCAGAUGCUCACAAAGAACGCACAGAUGAGGGUGGCAUUGAAUUUAGAGCCUACUCUGACAUGAAGCGUGCUUUGGAUAAACUGGAUGGCACAGAAAUAAAUAGCAGAAAUAUCAGGCUUAUUGAAGAUAAGCCACAAACAAGCCAUAGGCGCUCUUACUCUGGAAGCAGAUCCAGAUCACGGUCUAGAAGAAGAACACGGAGUAGGAGUUGCAGGAGCGGCCGCGGUAGAUCUCGGAGUAUCUCAAAAAGUCGCUCCCGAUCUAGAUCACGGAGCAAAGGCCAAUACCAAUCCUGCUCGAAAGGCAAGAAAUCCAGAUGAAAGAGCAAAUCUAGGCCCAAGUCUGAUCGGGGUUGCCAUUCAGACUCAAGAAGCAGAUCUAAGGAUGCAUAUGGGAAGUCCCGAGGUAGGUCACGCUCUGGGUCCGCUAAAGAAAACGGAAAAGGAGAUAUAAAGUCAAAACCCAGAUCUGGGAGCCAGUCUCCAUCCCAUCCGCCUCUGCCUGCUCCACCCGCAAAGGCCCGUUCUGUGUCCCCUCCACCAAAAAGAGCCUCACGGUCCCGCUCUAGAUCUCGCUCAAGGUCCAGAUCAAGUUCCAGAGAUUAACCCUGAACUCUACGUUCUUUGCACACUAUAACGGAACACUUUCCUACUUGCUUAGGCAGUUACUCUUCCAAGUUUGUACUUGGCCUCUUCCUCAAGAGGAUUUCCUGAAAGGGGAACACAGGAAUUUGAUUUGUGGCCAAAUUUAAUGAAAAAAAAGAUGAGGUUCUAAAAUGGCGGUAUGAAGCCCUCUCCCUUCUUUGUAGAAUUAAGAUAAUUUUGAUUUUAUAGCCUUUGAGCUAAAAUAACUUUUGUAAAGAUUAAGCUCAUUUAGAUUUUUUUUU